Messenger RNA from Sparassis crispa, 7692 nucleotides. RefSeq names its product Nonribosomal peptide synthetase 5. Gene Ontology annotation, biological process: amino acid activation for nonribosomal peptide biosynthetic process; secondary metabolite biosynthetic process. Gene Ontology annotation, molecular function: catalytic activity; phosphopantetheine binding. The transcript is spliced from 18 exons. Lineage: Eukaryota; Fungi; Basidiomycota; Agaricomycetes; Polyporales; Sparassidaceae. The record is from RefSeq and is a predicted model, not a curated record. The coding region runs from base 1 to 7692 and encodes 2563 amino acids. Gene Ontology annotation, cellular component: cytoplasm.
AUGUCCACCACAGCCUACGAAGAGAACCGCCGCAUCCUUGCCGACGUGCUCGCAUACUAUGACGCAAAAAGCGUCGAGGAGCUUAACACGAACGACGACGAUGCCUUCUGGUCCGAGAAGAUGUGGGAGUCGUGGAAGUUUAUCUUCCACGAUAACGGGUGUUACUCGCAGGCGUUCGACAUGACGAAGCCCAAGGAUGGCGUGUUCCCGGUGGUGGAGCACUUCGCAGGCGAGCGUCGCUUCUAUCGCGAUGAGGCUGGUGAAGUCGCCCAUGAAAAGAGAUUUUUCAAGGAGAGCGGAGAGGAGCACAAGGCGUACGUCAUAUCCAAGUCGGAGAACCUGUUUGAAGACGGGCUCGCCAUGUUGCCUGAGGGCCCAAUGAUGGCCACCGUCAGACUGUUCGGCUAUCCACCGUACGGACACGGGACGUGCGCCGUGAACCAGAUGAAGUGGGGUGCGCCCGUCGUCAGCCAGAUCAGCCUCCAGCCGAACGAACAGAUCCGACUCUCCGUCCUCCCGCUCUUUAUGGCCGUGCCAGGUGCAAAGGGCCCGCUGCUCAAGACCAUCAUCUUCCGUGAUGAGUCGGACGCGAAGCCCUUUUCCAAGUCAGCUCACUGGGCCCAAGACGGCGCGGGUGCCGUCAUCCGCAAGGUCGACCGCGCAGAAGCCAUCAAGACCAUCUUCCCCGACGCACAGUCUGCGCAUGGUUUCGUGAUGAGGCCCGAGAUGGUCAAGGGAUGUAGGCUGCGGGUGACAGAUGGAGUGGUGUUCGACGUGCAGGCGUUGAGCGAGGGAGGGGACGACGCGCAGUUCUUCGCGUUGAACGAGAAGAACGUGCUCUUGAACGUCGUGCAGGCCCCAGAGCAAGGCAAGCCGCACGCCCUAAAGUGGAGGCUCUUGUGGCGGGUGGAUAAGAGACUGAUGGUCGGGGUGAUCGCGUACAAUGCGGAGACGUUGAAGCCCGAGCAUGAGGCUCACGACAAGUCAAUCCACGGUGCGCAAUGGGAUCCGCGCACGGAUCGGUGUUGUUCCUUGCUUUUAAGUCUGCCUGCGGAUACUCUCUCUUUCGAACGUAGAGGUCCUGACGACCAGCAUUUCGACGAGUUGGGCGAUUUGGCACGCGUAGUGUCGUUUUCAGGAGUACUUGACCUUCCCCAGGUUCUCCACCAAUUUCACGCCGAUGCCCAGCGAGGCAUCCACACGGAUUUCGAAGCAAUUGCGAGGACCCACCCGGAUCGGAUUGCUGUAGAGCUCGGUGUCACCGACGUGAAGCUCACAUUUCGCGAGCUAGACCAGUUGGCCAACCAUGUCGCGGAUCAAUUACUACUUGCGGGAAUUGAGCGUGAAGAGUUAGUGCCUGUGAUUGCAUCGCGGACUCCCCAAGCGAUUGCUGGUAUAAUUGGGAUCGUGAAAGCAGGAGGAGCGUACGUUCCGUGCGAUGCAGAGGAAUGGACGCAAGAUCGCAUAGAUACCGUCUUCGCCACGAUCAAGCCCAGGGUUGUCGUGGUCUCAGACCCCGGUUUUGCUACACUUGUGCCAGCUCAUAUGUCCAAGAACGUCAUAUAUACAGAAGCUUCAAAGGCCAUCGCUCCUUCAUCUGGCCAGGUUGUACCGUCUUCCAACCGUCUUGCAUACGUGAUCAUGACGAGUGGAACCAGCGGUGCUCCGAAGGGCGUGAUGGUCGAUCACAAGAACCUGAUUCAAUAUGCUCAUCGCUCUGAACACGCCAAACCGGGAAACAUGGGCGUACAACCCGGAGACCGCUGUUUCCUUGUCUUUUCAGUCGCAUUCGACGCCUUCUCCGGUGCCUUGUGGAGCUGUCUUUGUAACGGAGCGACGCUUUGCCUUGCAGACAAGUCCAGCAUUGCCUCGGUGGCAAAACACGCAUCUCACGUUCCGCUCACUCCCUCUCUUCUCUCCUCGCUCUCACCUGGGGAAUACCCCCGCAUUCGAGGCAUAUUCGCCGGUGGGGAGGCGCUCCCGCUGUCGCUCGUGCAGAGCUGGGCUCGCGAAGGGCUCCGGAUAUUCAACUGCUAUGGCCCGACGGAGACGACGUGCGCAGCUACUAUGAUCGAAAUUCAUGCCGACUCCCAACAGGUGACGAUCGGACGCCCGCUGGUGGGGUAUGCCGUGCUUGUGGUGGACGAGAAUAUGAAGCCGGUAGGCGUCGGUGUGUCGGGCGAGAUGGUGAUCGGUGGACGGGGUGUUGCGAGAGGGUACUAUGCAAACAAGAAGUUGACUGACGAGAAAUUCGUGGAGCUCGAGUGGGUGGAGAAGACGCUUGGGAUCAAGGGCACCGGGAAGUGGUACCGCACUGGCGACUUGGCGAGAUGGACGGCAGACGGCACGCUUGAGUACCUCGGGCGGAGUGACUGGCGAGUUAAGAACCGCGGCUUCCUCAUAGAUCUCGAGGGCGAUGUCGAAUCUGCGAUGCUGAACGACGACACUGUCUCUGACGCCAAGGCGUUCAUGAUUCGUGGGCGUCUCAUCGGCGCCGUGACCCCUGCGAAUGUCGACGCGAAAGCGCUCCGUGAGCGAUUGCUUAUGCACACUCCUGCAUAUAUGGUCUGCAACAAGAUCUUCGCGUUGGAUACAUUUCCUCGAACAUCGAAUGACAAGACGGAUCGCAGAGGCGUGCAGGCUCUUAUUGAGCAGUUGCUGGAGGAGGACAGUACCUCAUACGGCCCGGCUCCUGCAAAUGAAGCACAGCGUGCCGUUGCAAAGGGCUUCCGUGCACUUUUUCGGUUGCAUUCCGAGGUUGGUGUCCAUGCGUCGUUCAUUGAACUUGGUGGAGAUUCGUUGGGCGCUAUUCGUCUGGUAUCGCUCGUUCGCGCUUCAGGAUUCAGCAUCACCUUCCUGGAUGUCAUUGGGCUCAACAUCAUAGAGGCCAUAGCUGCCGCGGCGACGCCUCUUUCUUCUGCGCCAAGUGUAUCAAAGGAGCAGGCUACCACAGACGAGGACGAAGCUCUCCUGCGCGAGGUUCUUGGCCCAGACGCCGAUGUCCUUGCAGAGGAUAUUGCGCCGCUGACCCCGGUACAACGGGGUAUGUUCAUGACCACUGCGACGAAGCCCACUGUAUACUCCAUUCAGACUCGCAGCAGUCUUCAAGACUUGGAUGGGCCAUUUGACCGUGCGCGAUUCGUGCACGCUUGGAGACUCGCUGCACAGAGACAUGCGAUUUUCCGAUCGUCCUUCCACCUCGAACAUGGCUCGAGCGGCGUACAAAUCGUGCAUCGCCGCAUCCCCGAGCUGAACUACAGUCUGCGUGAGUUCGAGAGUGAUGCGGACCUGGAGGCUGCUCUGGGCGCGUACGUCGAAGAGGACCUGAAGACCGGCUUCAGCGUUGACGAUUUUGUACUCCCGGGGAAGCUGAUGCGACUCGCACUUUUCGUGUCCUCUCAGUCAAACACGGCUUCUUUUGUGUGGACUGUUCACCACGGCUUGAUUGAUGGUCUUUCUGCCACGGUCCUUCACGAUGAACUGAUCCAGGAUUACAAUGAUUCGCAACGGCCCCUGUCACCCGCUCGCUCCUUUGCGUCUGUCGCGCGAUCGAUCGUCCGCAAGCAGAGUGACCUCGAAGAGAAGGUAACUUCCUUUUGGAAAGAGAGCCUCAAGGGUGCAGAGCCAGUCGCCCCGAUCAACCUACCUUGUCUCUUGACGUCCGCUCCUGUGGCGCACGAAAUUGUCUACGAAUCUUCGCUUGCUCUGGAUCUUGUAGCCGAGUUUGCGCGACAGUCCUCUGUGACGAUGACCACCGUCUUCAUUGCGGCAGCUGCUGUUGUCCUUUGCCGAUACACGAACAAACGUGAUACCAAUAUUGGCAUUGUACUCACAGGACGGUCGACGAUGUUCGAUGCAGAGCGCGUCGUAGGCCCAGUUGUCAAUACCCUGCCAAUCCACGUGAACCUGGAAGACGAUUCUCUGUCUGUCAGGGAUUUCGUGAAGGCUACGUCAAAACAGGUGAUGUCGUUAACUUCAUGGGAAUGGGCGUCCCUCCGCUCUGCAAUGACGGCGCUAGAUAUACCAGCAGACAAGAACCUGUUUGACUUUGGAUUCUCGUUCUCCGACGACUUCGCCUCAGAGGUGACGCCGUCGAGCGGUGCGACUGGAUUGCAGAUGCUGAAUUCUGUGACUACGGAGCAAACAGAGUUCCCCUUCACGAUCACUUUCGAGAGGAGUGCGAAGCAGACUGCGAUAGUUAGGUUUCGCCAGCAGCCACAGCGGAUCCACGAGACGUAUGCACAGAAUAUGGGCCGGCAUUUCUGCAAUGCUGUCACUUCUUUCAUGUCGGCUUCUCUUGUGAAGGGCGUCCAGCUCACGGAUGCGACGGAGCGUCAAUUCCUGACGCACGGACUGAAUAGCCACCACACGGAGGUACAGCGUCAGACGGUCACUAUCCUGGAUCGUUUAGAGCAGUCUAUGACGGCGCACAAGGACCUCGAUGCGAUUGCUCAAGGUACUGCCUCCAUGAGCUACGCAGAGCUGGACCGACAGUCUUCUGCUGUUGCCUACUACCUUGCUUCGCAUCAUGGCGUAACAGUUGGCUCCACAGUCGGCAUACUCGCAAUGCACAACUUUGAGUGGUUGAUUGGUGUUUGUGGAAUUCUCAAAGCGGGCGGAACCUAUCUGCCGAUUGACGCCAAGUAUCCCCUCGAACGUCAGACCUGGAUACUCGAACAGCGGGACAAUGUCGGCAUACUCUUGGUUCCUCAAGCUACUGAGCGUUAUCGCGCCAUGUUCAAAGUGAAGCUACUCCGUGUUGCGGAACUGGUUGAGGCGAAGACUCCACCCGUCUCGCUCGCUAGACCGACAACACAGGAUGUUGUGGUCUACAUCUACACAUCGGGAACGACAGGAGUACCGAAAGGAGUGCCUAUGUUGCAUGGCGGACUUGACACCACUUUCAUGAGCGAUUACGGCCACCUUUGGGCUGCGCCUGGUCGUCGGGUUGGGUUGAUGAUGGCACUUGGCUUCGACGGACAUCUGAUGUGUAUUUUCGGACCGCUCUUAUACGGUGGAACGGUCGUGUUACAGGAUCCGGAUGACCCGUUAGAGCAGCUCAAACACGUACACUGCGUUAUGUGCACUCCUUCGACCCUGGCAAGUCUCGAUGAGGCUGAGCAUAAGAACAUCGAAUACGUUGUUGUGGGCGGAGAGUCUGUUCCGCAAGGUUUGGCAGAUACCUGGUCUGUCGGUAGGACUGUCGGGAACAUGUACGGGCCGACUGAAUGUCAUAUCGCGGUAACUUUCAAAUACCUCACACCUGGUGAACCAGUAGCACUAGGAAGACCAUUCCUGCACACUAGGAUCUACUGCGUUGACCCGGAUACCUGUCUUCCUGUACCUGUUGGUCUUCCUGGUGAGAUGUGGAUUGGUGGAAGCUCCCCAACAAGUGGCUAUGUCGGUCGACCCGACUCAACGAACGAAAAAUUCAUUGCUGACUCGUUCGGCUACCCUGGAGAGAGAAUCUAUCGUACUGGAGACAUCGGUCGCUGGAACCUGAAGGGAGAGCUGGAAUACGUGGGCAGAAUGGACGAUCUCAUCAAACUCAAGGGCGGCUUCCGGCUCAGUUUAGUAGGAGUGGAGAACGCGCUGAUCCGAGAGGCAAGCAAUUUCAUGGGCACUCCUCUGGCAACUGCCACGGUUGUUCUUGUCAACGAUCGUUUGGUCGCGUAUGUGACCCCAGGAAGCAUCAACACAGGAUCUCUGCGCGAACGUCUGAUGGAGACUGAACCACAUUUCGCAGUCCCAAAAUGGAUCAUCGCAUUGGACAAUCCACCUAUGACGGCCAAUCAGAAGAUCGAUCGCAAAGCUUUAAUGGCGCGACCAUUGCCGCAGGAUGAAUCGAGAGAUUUUCAGCCCCCGAAGACCGAAACCGAACAGCAUCUCGCUGAGAUAUGGAAGGAUAUGUUGGAUACUUCAGAGGAUGUCUCUGCCAUGGCGCAUUUUUUGCGACUUGGGGGCACGUCCCUGAACCAGAUCAGGCUCGUGUCGGCGUUGCAGCGUUUGUACAAGAUCAAGAUUCCGCUGACGCUGGUCAUCAUCCAUCCCGUCCUGCGCGAUCUUGCACGUGCUGUUGACGAUCUUCUGGCAACAACGCAAACUGUUACCUACAGCGCCGUUGAAGUGACCGACAUUGGAGUGUUAUCGCACAGUGAGCGAGGCAUGUGGCUGGGUUAUCAGCUGGCAACCGUCAAGACACCUUUCACGGUCUCCGCACUAUACACUAUCAAGGGAGCAGUUGAUGUCGAUCUGCUGAAGCAGGCAUUCGACUUGGUUAUUGCACGUCACGUCGUCUUCGGUGCGAGGUAUACUGUGGAUGAGAAAGGAGAGCCCCGACGGGAAACCUCAGGCCCUUCUCCGCAGGCCUUAAUCGUAUCGCCCCAGGACUUUAACGAUACUCUGCAUACAAAUUUGAACUAUGUCUUUGAUAUCUCUGCUGGACCGCUCGUUCGCGUUCGUCUGUCGUCCAAGGAUAGUACGACCUCGGUGUUGUUCGCUGCAAAUCACAUCGUUGUGGACCAUUGGAGUAUUGACCUCGUCAUGAAAGAUAUAUCCAACGUGUACACAUCAAUGAUUCGAGGAACGUACGUAACUCCAAGCCCUCGCGAGUUGGACUAUCCGAUAUGGGCAGCGUCCGCAUCGCGCAAGCAUGAACCCGAGAUGUUGGCGUUCUGGGGGAGCUACCUGCGGGGCAUUCCGGACUGCAUCGCCCUUCCCCUUUCUCGCCCACGGCCCGCAAUGAAGUCUUAUGCUGGCAGAUCUCGCUUCUUCGACCUCCCAGAGGAACUGCGACAGAUUGUGGAAAGGGCAGCGAUUGCCGUUGGGGUAACACUCCAUCAAUUCUUCAGCGCCGCCCUCAUUCUUGUCCUUUCGGUGUUUGCUCACCAGGACGACAUAGUUGUUGGUGCAUCUCAUGCGAAUCGCCGGACUGCAGAGGAGUACGAGCUAUGUGGUCUCUUCCUGGAUCGUGUUCCUUUCCGUCACCAGUUACAUGAUGGCAACCGAACGUCGACGGAGAAAUUGCUUCGCUCAGUGGUGGACUCACAACGAGCAGCCUCUCUGCAUUUCAGUGUUCCUUUUGACGAGAUAGUGCGGCAUGUCGGGACUCCGCGUAACUUGGGUCGGCACCCUCUUUUCCAGGUUAUGCUGUCUGUGGAAAAUGAGAACGAGACCAUUCCGAAGCUGCGCAUCCCUGGUGCUGAGGUGGAGAGUGUGAUGGUCGCACCGGAAGGGUCAAAUUUCGACUUGCUCCUUGGCUACCAGCUGCUCCCGAAGAGACAAGGCAUGCGGCUACGCUUCGAGGCGUCGGAUAUUUACGACGACUCACUUGUCAAUGCCCUAGAGACCGCCAUGCGCACCUCCCUGGCAAUGCUCGCUGGCAGCUCCUCGACGCCCCUGCAGAUCUGCGCGGCGUUGGACGCUUACGUUGUCAGGGCUCCCAGUUGCGAAGACAAAAUGGCCGUUGUCCGCUGCACCAUGCUCACAGUCAUUGAUGCCACGCCGUCUGGUGUAAGGCAGACCUCGCCAGGAUCAGAUGUGACGUUCUUUGAGCUGGGAGGGACGUCCCUGAUGGUACCCAUGUUGUUGAAGGAGUUGGAAUUGAGAAGGGUUCGCAUCAGCUUCAUCGAGUUCUUCUUGGAUCCGUCGAUCAGUGGCGUGGCUUCUCGUGCAUCCUUUGAGUUGAGAUGA